ACGGAGAAUGGGGAAAGGAAAGUUGCAGAGCACCCAAGCUUGCUAGCGUCUCUGGCGUUGAGAUUCAAGAGCUUCAAUGUUGGCGGCCAAUUAAUUUCCAGCUUCAAAUCUAAUACCCACUUCCAUCCAUUUUCACACUGAAGUUCAGCACCCUCCUCCUCAAUUCCUCCCCCACUUCAGCAAAAUGUGAUGCGUCGAUGAUUUGAUUUUGAAACAGUUCAUGGGGUCUAUAAGCUUGAAGACAUGGAUCAUGAAGUUUCCACCCAUUUUACCUUCUGAUUUUCGCAUCAUAGCUCUCAAAAAGAGCAUUGUUCCGCCUUUUUAAACGUUGGAAGGUUACGUUUUCCAUAUAGGAAGCUUGAAACCUCGUAGUUUGUAGGCACAGGGGGCAGGGGAAGCAAUGGCUUUACAAAUGAGCUGUCAGAACAACAGGCAGAAGCAUGUCGAUUUGAGUGAUGGUGGAGGAGAAAAAUGGGUCAAAUAUUAUUCUUCACAUCAUCAAAUACUGUUGGUGGGUGAGGGUGAUUUCUCCUUCUCCCUUUGCUUGGCUCAAUCCUUUGGUUCAGCUUUCAACAUCGUUGCUUCUUCCCUUGACACCUAUGAUCAAGUUGUGAGGAAGUACAAGAAGGCGAUGUCAAAUUUGAUUGCCUUAACAAACAUGGGAGCAUGUGUGUUGCAUGGAGUUGAUGCAACCCAAAUGAAAUUUCAUCCAUACUUGGAAAUGAGGAGAUUUGAUAGAAUUAUAUUCAACUUCCCUCAUGCAGGCUUUCAUGGCAAAGAAGACAACUUCUCCAUGAUUCAGAAACACAAGGACCUUGUACGUGGGUUCUUUAUGAAUGCAAGUAGCAUGCUGAGGUCCAAUGGUGAAAUUCAUGUUAAUCACAAGACCAACCCGCCAUUUGAUGCCUGGUGCAUACCGGAACUUGGGAUUCGAAGCUUUCUAUGGCCAAUUGGGUGUAUGGAAUUCAGGAAAGAAGAUUACCCGGGUUAUAAUAACAAGCGAGGUGACGGGACCAGGUGUGAUGAGCCUUUCCCCCUCGGUAAGUGCAGCACGUUCAAGUUUGCCUUGUUAACAAAAAAUGACUUCUACCCCACAAGCCAAACAAUUCUGAGUAAUCAUCACUACCCUCUGAUAAGCCUCAAUCCUCACUCACCACCGUCAGCAAUUAGUUGCAGAAAUGGACACCUUCCAAUGUUAGAAGGAGGAGGAGGCUACUUAAACGGUGGAAUAGGAAUUCUAGAAAGAGUUGGUCAUGUUGGUGGAACCAGUUGUGAUUUGCAGAGAUCAUUGCGGUCUGAAUCAACUGUGUUUGGGCAUCCACAAAUAGAUUAUGUUAUGGAUAUGGAUAUGAUUCUGGGAAAACAAGUUUCUGGUUAUGUUCAUGGAAUCAGUUCUGACUUACACAGAUCAUCACGACCUAAAUCAACUGAGUUUAGUUAUCCACCAACAGGACAUGUUAGAAAUAUGGAUACGAUAGGGGGAAGACACCUUCCAAUGUUAGAAGGAAGAGGAGGCUACUUAAACGGUGGAAUAGAUUUUCUGGGAAGAGCUGGUGAUGUUGGUGGAACUAGUUGUGAUUUGCAGAGAUCAUUGCGGUCUGAAUCAACUGUGUUUGGGCAUCCACAAACAGAUUAUGUUAUGAAUAUGGAUAUGAUUCUGGGGAAACAAGUUUCUGGUUAUGUUCAUGGAAUCAGUUCUGACUUACACAGAUCAUCACGACCUAAAUCAACUGAGUUUAGUUAUCCACCAACAGGACAUGUUAGAAAUAUGGAUAUGAUUGGGGGGGAGAUUUUUUUCUGAAUAUGUUCAUGGCAUUAGUUCUGACUUGCAGAGACGCUCAUGGCCUGAAUCCAGUAAUGUUGUGCAUCUUGGAACUGAUACCCUUAGGCCCUACUAUGCCGGUUGGUCCUAGAGUUGGAAAUGAAGCCUCUCAAUUUGUGGUUAUGGUUGCUCAACCUUUGUUUUGUGGCUUUGUUGGUUAUCUUUUAGGUUCUUUUGUUGGCCUGCAGCUACUAGCUGCACUGUGAAGCUGUGCAAUUUGAUGUUAACUUGGAUUUCUAAACUCUAAAGUACUUUGUGUUGAAUGAAAAGAAAGAAAUCAAAGGGCGAUGUGGGUCUUAUUUUUGGGUGGACCCAUAUGAACGAGG
This is a messenger RNA of Neltuma alba, 2148 nucleotides long. RefSeq lists its product as uncharacterized. NCBI's taxonomy places the organism in Eukaryota, Viridiplantae, Streptophyta, Magnoliopsida, Fabales, Fabaceae. Gene Ontology annotation, biological process: rRNA base methylation. Gene Ontology annotation, molecular function: rRNA (uridine-N3-)-methyltransferase activity. The record is from RefSeq and is a predicted model, not a curated record. Gene Ontology annotation, cellular component: cytoplasm. The coding region runs from base 401 to 1801 and encodes 466 amino acids. The transcript is spliced from 3 exons.